Mobula hypostoma (lesser devil ray) is the source of this 1357-nucleotide messenger RNA. RefSeq names its product transcription factor HES-5-like. NCBI's taxonomy places the organism in Eukaryota, Metazoa, Chordata, Chondrichthyes, Myliobatiformes, Myliobatidae. Gene Ontology annotation, cellular component: nucleus. Gene Ontology annotation, molecular function: RNA polymerase II cis-regulatory region sequence-specific DNA binding; protein dimerization activity; DNA-binding transcription factor activity, RNA polymerase II-specific. The transcript is spliced from 3 exons. Gene Ontology annotation, biological process: anterior/posterior pattern specification; regulation of transcription by RNA polymerase II; regulation of neurogenesis. Bases 83 to 592 code for a protein of 169 amino acids. The record is from RefSeq and is a predicted model, not a curated record.
CCCGCUUAUCCCGGCAGAAUCGCUCCAGCCGAAGCGAGUCUCAAGGCCAUCCGCGGCGUUCCCGGCAGCAAGCUCCAAAAGCAUGGCUCCUAAAAUACCUGGAGUUAUUCCUAAAGAAUACUCGGAGGAAAAAGCUACGCGGAAGGAAAAAUACAAAUUAAUGAAACCAAUAAUUGAGAAGAAACGCCGAGAUCGUAUAAACAGUAGUAUCGGUCAACUCAAGGCUUUACUAGGCGAAGAGUUUCAGAAUGGAGAGCCCAAUAUAAAAAUGGAGAAAGCUGACAUCCUCGAGAUGACCGUAAAUUACCUGAAACUUCACAGUCAACAGAUAUUUACAGUGACCUACAAUAAGAGUCUAGCUCAGAAUUUCAAGGAAGGAUACUCUCGCUGUCUGCAAGAGAUACAGCGUUUUACGUUCGUGCCGGAAAGCAAAACCGAAGUUCAGAAUAAACUCGUGAAGCAUUUAAACGAGGCUUAUCACCUUCCCAUGAGCUCGAGUUACUCUGCUUCACUUAUGCAACCCCCGACGUAUCAAGUCGGCAGGAAAAAGGAAGUUAAACCCAACAUUACGACGCUCUGGAGACCCUGGUAAUUCACCAACUUAGUCAGACUGAAGAGAAGACCAUAUUGUACCAGGCUCCAGGGAUGUACUCUGGGAUAAGUAGUAUUCUACUAUGGAAGAACUAACAUCAACCAUUCUUCGUUGAAGGAGAUGGACACACUUUUAAUAUAUAAGAUAUUUAACGUUAAAUUAUGUAAAUAUUCUGCUAUAUAUGUAGAUGACGAAAAUCAUACCUAAGCUGACAGCUGACUCGGUAGUUGUACUGCCUAUUGUUAUAUGCAGAGAUACUUGAGUUAUUCUUUUAUAAAGGAAUGUCAGUGGUGUGUUAUUGGUAGUCUUCUUGUUGAGGAAUUUUGCAUCAUUUUAAGGAAUGUUUUUGUACGUUUACAUAUUAUGUACACCAGUGUAUCAAUGAGUUUCAUUAUAGUGAGCUUUUCAAAAUUCAGAGAUAAACCAAUUGGAUUUUUCUUGUAAAACAUUUCUGAAACAAUGGGAUGUCUGUUCUGCUGGUUUUAAGUUUCCCAUAUGUUGCAGUCUUCAUGAGUUCACAUUUCCAAUAUCUCCUGGAUAACAAUGCAAAUUACUUAGCUCAUGUAUAAAUGUCUGCAUUGUAGCAAUGUGAAAUAUGACGCAGUCCUUAUACUCAAUGGAUAUUGCAUUGUAACAAUGCUGAUUUAAAUAUAUUCUCAUAUUCAGAGUUGUUUGUAGAUAAGCCUUUGAAUGUCAAAAUUGAAUUACUUGUUUAAAUGAUUGAUUUUAUUUUAACAAUGUCAUUUUUGAAUAAACAAUCAUAUG